AUGAAGGCAUUAGGGCAGAAACUAAGUGACUGGCAUCGUGUUGAUUUCAACAAACAACAAAUUGAGAUGAGAGUGAUUCAGGAAAAGCUUAAUGACUUGAUGAGGCAGCCUCACUCGGUCCAACUGUAUGAAGAACAAGGUUUGUUGCAUGUUCAAUAUAGUCAUUUACAUGCCCUACAAGAGAAGUAUUGGAAGCAAAGGUCUCGUGCUCUUUGGUUAAAAGAAGGAGAUAGGAACACUGCUUAUUUCCAUAGGAAGCAAGCAAUCGGAAGAAAAAUCUUCUCAGCAGAAAUUGUAAAUAUGGAAGCUUUGCAAAAUUUGCUGAUUGAUGCUACACCAUGCAAGGUCACAAAUCAAAUGAAUGAAAUGCUGGUAGCCCCAUACAUAGAUGAGGAGAUCAAGAGAGCCCUCUUCCAGAUGCACCCAUCCAAAAGUCCUGGUCCAGAUGGUAGAUUGAUAUCUGAUAAUACUUUAGUAGCAAAUGAGGCUGCACACUUCAUGCAUAAGUUGAAACAUCAGGAUGCAAGUUUUUUCUCAUUGAAGCUUGAUAUUUCUAAAGCUUAUGACAGACUUGACUGGUCCUUCAUAUUUGCCAUUCUGACAAGGUUGGGUUUUGCUGAUCAAUGGAUUCAAAUCAUCAUGAAAUGUGUGACAUCUGUGACAUAUUCUAUUUUCAUUCAGGGAGCCCUAAUCUCCCAAGCUGUGAAUCAACACACCAUUCAGGGGCUUACUAUAUGUCCCCAAGCACCCACUUUGCAUCAUCUUUUCUUUGCAAAUGACAGUAUCCUAUUUGGGUCUGCAACAAAUGUGGAAUGUGUGCAAUACAAAUUUAUUCUUGAUACGUAUGAAAAAGCCUUAGGACAAAAGGUGAACUUUCAGAAAAGCAGUGUUGUCUUUAGUAAUAAUGUCAAGGAUGACAGGCAACAAGAAUUAGCUUCUAUUCUUGGUGUUCAAUGUGUCAAGGAGCAUGACAAGUAUCUGGGAUUACCUAUGCGGGUUGGGAGAUCCAAGUCAGCUAUCUUUGCUUAUAUCAAGGAAAAAUUGACAAAAAAAAUUAGUCAGUUGGAAGGCAAAGAUCUUAAGUGCAGCUGGUAA
Molecule: messenger RNA, 1095 nt
Organism: Rosa chinensis
Lineage: Eukaryota; Viridiplantae; Streptophyta; Magnoliopsida; Rosales; Rosaceae
Exons: 4
Coding region: 1-1095 (364 amino acids)
Source: RefSeq, a predicted model, not a curated record